AUGUUCGCCGCCAUCCGUCCCCGCCUCGCCUCCGUCGUCGCCAAGCCCGCCGUCUUGAACGCCGUCCGCCCCAGAUUCUUCUCCCAGGCUGCCGUUGCUCGCUCCAACAUUGCCUCGCUCCACACCUUGACCGAGGAUGAGACACUCUUGAAGGAGUCCGUUGCUCGCUUUGCUCAGGAGCAGCUUUUGCCCAAGGUCCAGCAGAUGGACGAGGCCGAGAAGGUCGAUGCUGAUGUCCUCAAGGGCUUGUUCGAGCAGGGUUUGAUGGGUAUUGAGACUGAUGCCAAGUACGAUGGUUCCGAGUCCUCUUUCAUGUCCGCCAUCUUGACCAUCGAGGAGCUCGCCAAGGUCGAUCCCUCCAUCUCCGUUCUUUGCGACGUCCAGAACACCCUGGUCAACACCUUGUUCCGUAAGUACGCCUCGGAUGAUAUCAAGGAGAGAUACUUGCCCCGCCUCGCCACCGACACCGUCGGAUGCUUCUGCUUGUCCGAGGCCGGAUCCGGCUCUGAUGCCUUUGCCCUCCAGACCCGCGCAGUCAAGGACGGCGAUAACUACAUCCUCAACGGCACCAAGAUGUGGAUCACCAACUCUGGUGAGGCCGAGAUCUUCCUCGUUUUUGCCAACGUUGCCCCCGAGAAGGGCUACAAGGGCAUCACUUGCUUUGUCGUCGACAAGUCGAUGGGUGUCAAGGUCAACAAGAAGGAGUCCAAGCUCGGAAUCCGCGCCUCGUCAACCUGCACCCUCAACUUUGACGACAUUGUUGUCCCCGCCGCCAACGUCCUCGGAGAGGUCGGAAAGGGUUACAAGUAUGCUAUUGAGAUCUUGAACGAGGGUCGUAUCGGUAUUGCUGCCCAGAUGUUGGGUCUUGCCCAGGGCGCCUUCGAUGCCACUCUCCCUUACCUCUUCCAGCGCAAGCAGUUCGGUCAGAACAUUGGUUCCUUCCAGGGUAUGCAGCACCAGUAUGCCCAGGUUGCUAUGGAGAUCGAGGCUGCUCGUCUCUUGACCUACAACGCUGCUCGUCUCAAGGAGGAGGGCAAGCCUUUCGUCAAGGAGGCUGCCAUGGCUAAGCUCUAUGCUUCCCAGGUCGCCGAGAAGACCGCCUCCCGCUGCAUCGAGUGGGCCGGUGGAAUCGGCUUCACUCGUGACUUCCCCAUCGAGAAGUUCUACCGUGACUGCAAGAUCGGUGCCAUCUACGAGGGAACCAGCAACAUUCAGCUCCAGACCAUCGCCAAGAUCGUCGAGAAGCAGUACUCUUCUUAA
Linnemannia hyalina is the source of this 1260-nucleotide messenger RNA. NCBI's taxonomy places the organism in Eukaryota, Fungi, Mortierellomycota, Mortierellomycetes, Mortierellales, Mortierellaceae. The record is from the annotation of a GenBank genome assembly.